AUGAGUUCCUUCACUCUCUCACUCCCUCUCACCGUUCAACCCCAUCACCGGAGCUCCUCCGCCUCCUCGCCGGCGAGCCCCUCCCAGCUUAAACAACUCCACGCUCACCUCCUCAAAGCCGGAAUUCCUCUCUCCUCCGCUGUCUCCCUCUCUGACGUUGCCUCCCUCUGCGGUGUCUCGGACGCCGCCUCCUUCUCCUAUGCUCGCUCCCUCUUCCGCCAUUGCUACUCCUCCACAACCCCUGAACUCAUUCUUUGGAACUCCUGCCUCAAUGCCUUGUCUUCCUUCUCACCCUCCGACGCGCUCCUCCUCUUUUCUCGCCUCCGCUUCGCUGACAUCCUCCCCGACACGUUCACUUGUUCCUUCACUCUCAAGGCCUGCUCGCGCACCUCCUCCCUCUCCCUCGGCAUGGCUGUGCACGCUCUCAUUGAGAAGCUCGGUUUCCAAGUUGACGUUUUUCUUCUCAACACUCUGCUUCAUAUGUAUUGCCGCUGCGAAUCAAUGAUAGAUGCACGACGAAUGUUUGAGACAAUGCCGCUGAGAGAUGUCGUUACUUGGAACAUUCUCAUCACGCAGUAUACGAAGCUUGGUGUGAUGGAGAUUGCCCGCGAGCUGUUUGAGGUAAUGCCUGAGAGGAGUGUUCGGUCUUGGACGGCGUUGAUUGCUGGGUACGUGCAAUGUGGACAACCUAAGGAAGCAAUUCAGUUGUUUCAAGAGAUGGAGAAUGCCGGGUGUCAACCCAAUGAAGUUACUGUUGUUGCAGUGCUUGCUGCUUGUGCUGAUCUUGGUGCAUUGGAUCUUGGAGAAAGACUCUGCAAGUAUGCAGAAAGUUGUGGGUUUUUGAAGAAUGUUCGAGUUUGCAACACUUUGAUUGACAUGUACAUCAAAUGUGGAUGUGUUGACAUUGCAAGGAAUGUGUUUGAUGGAAUGACUGAGAGGACUGUGGUUUCAUGGUCGGCAAUGAUUGGUGGCCAUGCAAUGCAUGGGCAGGGUGAGGAGGCUUUGGAACUAUUUGCUAAGAUGGAUGAGACUGGUAUCAGGCCUAACAGUGUCACCUUUGUUGGUCUCCUGCAUGCUUGUAGCCAUAUGGGACUGUUAGAUGAAGGGCGUCGGUUUUUCACUAGCAUGAUUGAGGACUAUGGCUUAGUUCCUGAGAUCGAACAUUAUGGAUGUAUGGUGGACCUCCUUAGCCGUGCUGGGUUGCUUGAAGAAGCUCAUGAGUUCAUCAGAAAAAUGCCGGUAGAGCCUAAUGGUGUAGUGUGGGGAGCUUUGCUUGGAGGUGCAAGAGUGCACAAGGACAUCAAAAUGGGGGAGGAAGCAAUCAAACACCUUGUCAAGUUAGACCCUUCAAAUGACGGUUACUAUGUUGUGCUAUCAAACAUCUAUGCAGAUGCUGGUCAUUUUGAUGCAGCAGCACAGGUGCGACGGUUGAUGAGGGACCAAGGUGUGAAGAAAACUCCAGGAUGGAGUACUAUAACUAUUAACAAUGUAACUCAUGAGUUCGUUGCCGGUGAGAGCAAGCACCCUCAGACUGAAGAGAUUUAUAAGAAAUGGGAUGAAUUGUUGCAUGAAAUGAAGCUCAGAGGUUAUGUACCUGAUAGUUCAGUGGUCCUGCUGGACAUGGAUGAAGCAGAGAAGGAGCAUGUUCUUUACCGGCACAGUGAGAAGUUGGCAGUUGUGUUUGGGCUGAUGAAUACACCGCCUGGAACAACAAUUAAGAUUAUGAAGAACCUUAGAGUUUGCAGUGAUUGUCAUGUUGCUCUCAAGUUGAUAUCAGAGAUUACUGACAGGCAAAUUGUUGUUCGUGAUCGAAACCGGUUUCAUUCCUUCAAGAAUGGCACUUGUUCUUGCAGAGAUUAUUGGUAG
Messenger RNA from Dioscorea cayenensis subsp. rotundata (Guinea yam), 1866 nucleotides. Its product is annotated as pentatricopeptide repeat-containing protein At5g66520-like. Gene Ontology annotation, molecular function: protein binding; zinc ion binding; RNA binding. Gene Ontology annotation, biological process: RNA modification. The record is from RefSeq and is a predicted model, not a curated record. The transcript has a single exon. Bases 1 to 1866 code for a protein of 621 amino acids. NCBI's taxonomy places the organism in Eukaryota, Viridiplantae, Streptophyta, Magnoliopsida, Dioscoreales, Dioscoreaceae.